AUGGUAUCACUUACACAAUCAGAAACGUUACCCAAUUCUACUGAAGCUGCAAGAAAAGCUCCUCCUGCUAAAGUACCCGAAGAAAAACCUAGUAGUAACGAUGAAGACUCUAAACCUUUGGUGGGCAUUAUUUAUCCACCUCCAGAUAUUAGAAACAUUGUGGAUAGAACGGCGGUUUUUGUAGCAAGAAAUGGCGUCCAAUUCGAAGAACGUAUUCGAGAAAAUGAAAAACAUAACGCCAAGUUCAGUUUCUUGAAUCCUAACGAUCCAUACCAUGCUUAUUACCAAUAUAAAAUUACAGAGACUAAAGAAGGCAAAGCGCCUAAAAAACCCGAAGCUAAGGAUAUAAAGCCUGAAAAGAAAAAUGAAGGGCCUCCUCCUAAGGCACCACCAAAAGAGCCACCUUCAUUCGAAUUUAUGACCGAUAUGCCGGCAAUUUCGGCUCAAGAUCUUGAUAUUCUUAAGCUUACCGCACAAUUUGUAGCUCGUAAUGGACGACAAUUUAUGACCGCUCUAUCACAGCGCGAACAGCGAAAUUAUCAGUUUGAUUUUCUACGACCGAACCAUAGUUUAUUCAAUUAUUUCACAAAACUAGUUGAACAAUACACAAAAGUUUUAAUACCUCCAAAGAAUUUGAAUGCAAAAUUAAAGUCAAACACCGAAAACAAAUAUCAAAUCUUGAAUCGAGUUAUGCAACUCGCAUAUGCAUCUAUUGACUGGCAUGAUUUCGUAAUUGUCGAGACGGUUGAAUUCACAGAAGCCGAUGAAACUAUCGAUCUUCCUCCUCCCAUGAGUAUAAUGGAAUUAGAAAAUAUGACUUUAGCACAAAAAAAAAUGGCGUCCGUUGUAUUAGAUAUUCAACAAGAAGAUAAAGGCGCAGAGAUGGAUAUGGAGAUGGACGAGGAUAUUGAUAUGGAAGAAGAUGAUGAGCAAAUACUUCAAGAAAAUGAAGAGGAUGAUGCAGAUCCUGAACAAGAGCCUGCAUACGUGGAAAUAAAACCCCCUGAUGCUAGUGUUCCUAUUAAAAUUCGAAAAGAUUAUACACCUAAAAUAUUUGGUCCUAAGACUUCGACUGGCAAACCUACUCAGAUAUGUCCUCGCUGUAAUCAAGCAGUCCCAGUAGAUGAAAUGGAUCAACAUGUCCGAGUCGAAUUAUUGGAUCCUAAAUGGAAAGAACAGAAACAAGCACAAGAAGCUAAAAAGAAAGAGUCUAAUUUACUUCAAGAAGGAACAGAUGUUGCCAGGAAUUUGAAAGCCUUCUCAGGAUAUCGUUCCGAUAUAUUUGGUACUGAAGAAACUGAGAUUGGUCGUAAGCGUGCUGCUGCUGGCGUAUCAAUAGACGAACAAAUUGCCGCCAUCCAUAGAAGCAAAGGGCUAACAAGUGAUAGUGAUUCAAAAAUUGGCCCAAGAAUACCAUUACCACAGGAUUCACAACAACAAUUACAUCACCAACAGGCUUCUUUACAUCAGAUGUUACAGCAUCAAAUGCAACAUCAAGGACAAACUUCACAAUCUAUGCAUAGCAAUCAGCAGCCUGUUUUCACUGCAUAUCCCAUUAAUCCAGUCGUGCCUCAAGGACCGAAUGCUGCCAUGUAUUCAGGUUAUGUGCAUUCAUCUGCUCCUUUCGCACAUCAGCUUCCUGGAUAUAUGUCUUCUCCAGGUGCAGGUCAAGCUAUACCUUCGCGUCCUCCUGCACCAUCCAUGCAAUCUCAUCAUCGACCCGCUCAACAGUCUUCAGCUCUUGCACCACCUUCAGCUCAAGGGUCGUUACCGAAUUCUGGUGAAGGUCAUGAGGAUGAAACAGAAUUAGGUCCUGCUACAAAACGACAAAAAUUAGACGCAAGUAGUGGACUUAUUGCUGAAGAUGUUUGGUUAUCCAAUAACAAAGCUGCCAUAACUAUUCAGAUCCAAUGUCCUUCCAUUCCUGAAAAACCCGAAUGGAAAUGUCACGGACAAGCUUUACUUUUCUCAAAUAUACCUCUAACGACUUUAGUUUCAGCUGUAAAGGAUAAAAUUGCCACUAAUUUAGGCUUUCCAGCAGGAAGACAAAAACUAACACUGGGCGGUAAUGGCGUUGUAAUGAAGAAUCAAGUCACAUUAGCUUAUUAUAACAUGGAAGAUGGUGGAGUCAUAGGAUUGCAAGUAAAAGAUCGCGGUGGCACAAAAAAAUAA
Molecule: messenger RNA, 2172 nt
Organism: Ambispora gerdemannii
Lineage: Eukaryota; Fungi; Glomeromycota; Glomeromycetes; Archaeosporales; Ambisporaceae
Source: the annotation of a GenBank genome assembly